AAAUGUCAGCCCGUGUAACGUUGAGGUACUGGCCCAGUCUUACUCGUCGGUUCUUGGGUACUGUGAUUGUGAGUGUCUGAGUCGCGAAUGCGACGGUGCGGCGCACGGCCAUUGCUCACCAAACGCUUGCAUGUUGAAAAGAGAAGAGUAGGAACAAGGCGAUACGGGGAGGUGAAGGAUUCUGGAUCUCACUCGCGCUGAGCGUGUGACAGGGUUCUUUGUGACUGAGUAGCAGGAGCGAUGCUCUGUGACCGCGAAGGUAACAAUGGACCCUGACGUGCCUGGCUCCCCGAACGCUCCGAGCCCCAACUCCGCCCUCGCUCCUUCACCCACCACCUCGCUUCACUGUCAUGGCUGCAGACGCAAAUGCAGAUGCCAUCGCAGACUGCGUGCUCCGGGCCUUUGCCCAGCUACCUGAAAAGAGGAAGCCGAGACCCCGCCACGAUGGCGCAAGGGAAUGGGUACCCCUCGCCGGAAUCGUCUUAUCUAAAGGUGGCACUCUGUCAUGCGUAUCAUUAGGAACUGGCAUGAAAUGUCUCCCCUCCAACAAAUUACUCCUCGCACACGGCAACAUCCUCCACGACUGGCACGCCGAAGUCGUAGCGCUCCGAGCCUUCAACCGCUACCUUCUAGACGAAUGCAUCAUCGUCUCGACGCCGCCUUAUCCAACAUCCGACUUCCUUCGACGGUCGUCGCCUGACGAACAUUCCGAAAGUCUACGCCAGCCAUUCACUAUCCGAGAGGAUGUGUCCAUUCACAUCUAUUGCUCUGAAGCUCCCUGUGGAGAUGCCAGUAUGGAACUCACCAUGGCUGCGCAGGACGAUGCAACGCCCUGGACUAGUGCACCACCAACUCUAUCUACCGCAUCUGAUGCAGUUGACCAAGUAGAGUCUUUGGCUCUUCGAGGUCGAUCGAACUUCGCACUUCUAGGCAUUGUCCGCGCAAAGCCUUCGCGACCUGACGCCCCGCCUACGCUGAGCAAAUCUUGCACCGACAAAUUGGCAGUCAGACAAGCUACCUCCUUGCUGUCAUCAACAUCAUCUCUACUAAUUAGUCCUCGGAAUGCUUACUUGGAGACUUUGGUUCUACCAGAUUCUCAAUAUGUACCACAAGCAUGCGAGCGCGCCUUCUCCUCCUCUGGUCGACUCAAGAGUCUCGAUCCAAAGCAUAUCACCAAGUGGAAAGGCGGCUAUCGUUUCCAACCGUUCAAUAUCCUUCCAACAACCCGCGAGUUCACGUGGUCGCGCCGCGCAUUAUCUGCUACCGAAAAAGCGGUGCCUAGUAAUCUCUCCGCUGUAUGGACGCCGGGCUGGCAGGAGACUCUGAUCGGCGGUGUGCUGCAGGGUCGGAAACAACUAGACCCUAGGGGAGCAAGUAGGAUAUGUCGGAAAGGACUAUGGAUGGAAGCUCUUCGGUUAGCCGGAUUACUUGGCGGAGCAGUGGCGGCUAGUGAGGCGCUUCGCAUGAGGAAGUAUGCGGACCUGAAGACGUCUCAAGAGGUGCAUGAGAGGAGCAAAGUCAAAGAUGAUAUACGCAAAGUACUGAAGGGGUGGAUAAGAAACACUGGGGAUGAUCAUUUCUCCCUAGAUGCCCCAACGCCAGCGUCCUAGAAGCAUACUAAGAUAUCGAAUGGAUUUCAGAUAUCUCUAAUACCAUCUGUGCUCUCACGAAACGUGCCCCAUGCACCAGUCCUCGCUCCCCACCGAUCACUCACUAUCUCCAGCACGCUCACCAUCUCAACACCUCGCUUCGUCCCUUUCCCUCCAGAAUUACUGUAGUACACUUUCGCGUCCAUCCUCCGUCUCGGUAACCGACUCACCA
Alternaria rosae is the source of this 1821-nucleotide messenger RNA. RefSeq names its product tRNA-specific adenosine deaminase. The record is from RefSeq and is a predicted model, not a curated record. Gene Ontology annotation, biological process: tRNA wobble adenosine to inosine editing. Gene Ontology annotation, molecular function: RNA binding; tRNA-specific adenosine-37 deaminase activity. The transcript is spliced from 3 exons. Bases 351 to 1610 code for a protein of 419 amino acids. Lineage: Eukaryota; Fungi; Ascomycota; Dothideomycetes; Pleosporales; Pleosporaceae.